AUGGCCCGGAGGCCUAUAAAACAACCGCACCGGCACCCCCCUCAUCGAAGCCAUACACUCAUCAACUCCAAGACGCUUCCUCAAAUCGUCCUCUCGGUCCUUGCGCUCGCCGCCGCUCUAGUGCUGGCCCUGCCCGGCACGGCCGUCCUGUCGGCGGAAGCAGCCCAAGCGACGAUCAUCGGGACUUGUUCCUCUGAUGGUCAAGGUUGCCAACUGGGCAACGGUCUGGUCUACUCCUGCUACUAUGGCGGAUGCGGAGGCGAUUGCAAGGGCGUCGGUCCUUGCGAUUUCGAGACUGUGGGCAUGAAGACUCAUUGCGUGUAUGGGUGCUAG
This is a messenger RNA of Anthostomella pinea, 333 nucleotides long. The record is from the annotation of a GenBank genome assembly. Lineage: Eukaryota; Fungi; Ascomycota; Sordariomycetes; Xylariales; Xylariaceae.